This is a messenger RNA of Haemonchus placei, 519 nucleotides long. NCBI's taxonomy places the organism in Eukaryota, Metazoa, Nematoda, Chromadorea, Rhabditida, Trichostrongylidae. The record is from the annotation of a GenBank genome assembly.
AUGACAGUGAAGAAAGACAUUCGCGGUAAGGCGUCUCGCACGAUCCGUUCAAGCGCUGAUGCCGUCGCGUACUUUGAUGCUAAUCAUCGUGUUCGCGGUUAUGACAUGCAGGUGCAACGAGCGCAUGCAUUAUCGUGGAAUUGCGAUGGAACUCGAUUAGCCUGCGGAUCACAGGAUCGACGAGUUUCGGUAGGAACUGUGGACUCGUCAUGUCGAGUAAAAUGCACAUUCGUCGGUCAAGGACAUGACGACUCCGUUGACCAGGUAGCAUUCCAUCGCACAAAUCCGAAUCUUCUAGCAUCGGCGAGCACUGAUAAGUCCAUUAUUAUUUGGGACAUUCGUCAACAGAAAACCCACACCAGAUUGUCUACGAGAGCAGCGAAUCUGUACGUGACAUGGUCUCCAUGUGGGAGGUACUUAGUUUACGGAGACAAGGAGGAUCGGCUACACGUGAUAGAUGGGAGAACUCUGAGCACACUCAAGGUUAAUAUCAGUUUUCAGUUGACUACUUGUUUGUAG